Fusarium proliferatum ET1 is the source of this 354-nucleotide messenger RNA. RefSeq lists its product as uncharacterized. The transcript has a single exon. Bases 1 to 354 code for a protein of 117 amino acids. The record is from RefSeq and is a predicted model, not a curated record. Lineage: Eukaryota; Fungi; Ascomycota; Sordariomycetes; Hypocreales; Nectriaceae.
AUGCGUUUCACCGGCAUCACCGCAAUCUUCCUCGCCGCUCUCGUGACCGACCACGUUCACGCCAAUGAGCGCUGCACCAACCAGCUCACCAACGACUGGUCCCGUCGCUACGAGGCUUGGUCCAACUCCUGGGUCCCCAAUGCCGAUGAAGUCUGCGGCAAUCUCUGGUCUAACCUCGGUCAAUAUCCAGAGUGUGCUGGCGUCAGCGAUCAGUACUGCGGCUACGACAACAGCGGCUCUUCGCUCGUCUGGGCGUUUACCACUGGAAGUGGUUGUGAGGCGCGAUCCGUCAUGGAUUCUUGGUAUUGGGCUACUAAGAACCAGUGGGGCAACAUUGAUUGCAGACAAGGAUAG